CCCCCCCCCACAUAGACCUCUCUCUCUCUCUCUCUCAAAAUUUUGAAUUAUAUACCAGUCGUAUUAAACGAGCUUUACUUCAUCAUUUUCUCGAGAAAAUCUUGACAAAACCAAGUUAUUAUUUUCUGGAGAAAUGGGUGAGAGAGAUGAUGGACUAGGUCUGAGUCUAAGCUUGGGGUUUAAUCAACCAAAGGAACCAUCCCUGAGGUUGAAUCUAAUGCCUUUGACAACUUCUUCUUUGUUUCCUCACAUGCAAAAUCACAAUAAUAACGAUCUCCAGAAGAAAACUCAUCACAACUCUUGGCCUCAUUUGUUUGCGUCUUCUGCUGCAGAGAGAAACUCCGACUCCGGAAAUUUUCUAAGAGGUUUCAACGUGAACAGAUCUCCGGCGGCAGCGGUGGUUGACUCUGAAGAAGAGGCUGUCGGUGUGUCGUCUCCGAACAGCACCGUUUCGAGUGUGAGUGGGAACAAGAGGGAUCUUGUGGCAGCUGCGGGAGGAGGGGGAGAAGGAGAUGAAACCGAGGUGGAGAGAGCUUCUUGCUCACACGGAGGCGGAAGCGGGGGAAGUGAAGAUGAAGACGGAGGAAACAAUGACGGAACGAGGAAGAAACUCCGGUUAUCGAAGGAGCAAGCUUUGGUUCUUGAAGAGACUUUCAAAGAACAUAGCACUCUAAAUCCGAAGCAAAAGAUUGCUCUAGCGAAACAGUUGAAUCUGAGGACGAGGCAAGUGGAAGUGUGGUUCCAGAACCGAAGGGCAAGGACGAAGCUGAAACAAACGGAGGUUGAUUGUGAGUAUUUGAAGAGAUGUUGCGAUAAUCUAACGGAGGAGAAUCGUAGGUUGCAGAAGGAAGUAACUGGUCUCAGGGCGUUGAAGUUGUCUCCAAAUCUCUACAUGCACAUGACUCCUCCAACCACUCUUACAAUGUGCCCUUCUUGUGAACGUGUCUCAGCUUCGUCCUCCGCUGUGGCUGCUUCUUCACCUCCUUCCUCGUCUUCACCAGCUGCGUCUGGUGGUGGUGGUGGUGGGGGGAUUCCUACGGUGGGACGGCCUAGUCCACAACGACCAACUCCCUGGGGAGCUAUUUCUCUCCAGUCAAGAUUAGCGCACUAGGGAAGAGUAUUCUCCGUAGUCUUAGUUAGUAUACAAAUAAUAUAUAAAUGUGUGAAAACUGAAAUUUAAAGUUUUAAUGAGAGAUUAGAUUCUAUCUAUUGAAAAUAAGAAAGAUGCCAUUUGGAUCU
Molecule: messenger RNA, 1239 nt
Organism: Raphanus sativus (radish)
Lineage: Eukaryota; Viridiplantae; Streptophyta; Magnoliopsida; Brassicales; Brassicaceae
Product: homeobox-leucine zipper protein ATHB-4
Exons: 4
Coding region: 134-1111 (325 amino acids)
Biological process (GO): regulation of DNA-templated transcription
Cellular component (GO): nucleus
Molecular function (GO): sequence-specific DNA binding; DNA-binding transcription factor activity, RNA polymerase II-specific
Source: RefSeq, a predicted model, not a curated record